UAAACACAAAACCCACGCCCAUACACAAAACCCACAUCCACAAUCCAGCUCAUUCUACCUUGAUGAGGUCCAAACUACAGCUUGGAUGACUCAAAAUAAAUUAAAUUAAAAGAGAGGAGAAAAACGUGAAAAAAGACGGAGAGAUUUUUUGCAAAUUGGAUGGGCAGGGAUGAUAUUUGGAAUAGCUUUUGAUUUUCAUUGAACGAAUCUUAAAAUUGAAAAAGAGGAGCGUGGAACUGUGGGGCAAUUUCGCAGAAGAAAAAAAAUUGAGAAGAAGAGCUGACGUGGGUUUUGUGUUUAAGGCAAACACGCGUUUGCCUCUCGCGUGUAUCAUCAAACACGCGAGAGGUUCUCGCGUGUUUGGUUUCAAAGACGCGAGAGGCUCACGCGUCUUUCCCAUCACUGGAAAUAUUUAUUUUCCGGGUCCAAAUGGCGGAUAUCAGCUCCCAUAAUGUCCUUUCGUGGAAUUUUCUCCAAUAUUCGCAGCAGAGAAACCUCAAUUCUCAAUCUCAGAGCUCAAUUCGAGAAAAAAUGCAUCCUCUAUGGGAAAUGAAGUCGAUGGCGGGGAACGUUUUCUCCGCCUACGCUUCGGUGGCGACGUCGGUGAUGCUGCUCCGAUCCCUCGCAAACGACAUCGUUCCGGAGCCGGUGAAGUCCUUCUUCCACAAGGCGUUCAGUCGUUUCUUCAAACACCUGGUGGACAGAUUCCUCGGGAGGAAGCCGUCGCAGAUGACGAUGGUGGUGGACGAGCAGACCGGCAUCGCGCGCAACCAAAUCUACGACGCCGCCGAGGUCUACCUCCGCACGCGGAUCAACCCCGACGCCGAGCGCCUCAAGGUCAACAAAUCUCCUAAGCAGAAGAGCAUCACGCUCAGCAUGGUCAAGGACCAGGCCGUGGAGGACGAAUUCCGCGGCGUAGAUCUGAAAUGGCAGUUCGUCCUCGUCGAGGCGGACGGCCAGAAAGGCAGAUUCCAGCCGGAGAAGCGCUGGUUCGAGCUCACCUUUGAGAAAUCGAAGAAGAAUAUCGUCGUGGAUGAGUAUCUCCCGUUUGUUCUCGCUAAGGCGCAGGAAAUUAGGGACGACGAUCGGGCGGUGAAGCUAUUUACUCGCGAUUGCCCCUUCGACGACGACGACGACGGCGGAAACGGCGGCGGCGGAUAUUGGGGAUGCGUUAACCUAGAUCAUCCGGCGACGUUUGAGAAGCUGGCGAUGGAUCCGGAUUUGAAGCUCGCGGUGAUCGAGGAUUUGGAUAGGUUCGUGAGGAGGAAGGAUUAUUAUAAGAAAGUCGGAAAAGCGUGGAAAAGGGGAUACCUAUUGUACGGACCGCCGGGAACUGGGAAAUCGAGCUUGGUCGCCGCCAUGGCUAAUUAUUUGAAGUUCAAUGUGUAUGAUUUGGAGCUCAGCAAUCUCUACUCCAAUUCCGAAUUGAGGCGAAUGCUGCUCUGCACCAAUAACCGGUCAAUCAUCGUGAUCGAGGAUAUCGAUUGCAGCUCGCAGUUCCACGAUAGGGACCGGGACAAGGAAAUAGAGGCCGAGGCCGACACCGACGACCCGUCCAACUCCAACACUAAGUUGACGUUGUCGGGGCUAUUGAAUUUUAUAGAUGGAUUGUGGUCGACGUGUGGAGACGAGAGGAUAAUCAUCUUCACGACUAAUCACAGGGAGAAACUAGACCCGGCCUUGUUAAGGCCGGGCAGAAUGGAUAUGCAUAUCCACAUGGGGUACUGCACGCCAGCGGGAUUUGAUGUGUUGGCACUCAAUUAUUUGGAUAUCAAUGAUCACCCGGUGUUUUUCCCGGUGAUCAAAGAUAUGAUUGAACAAUUCGAGAUCACUCCGGCCGAGAUUGCGGAGCACUUGAUGCGGAGUGAGGAUGUCGACCUUGCUCUUCAAGGAGUGGUUGAUUUGCUCAAGGAGAAGAAGGCAAAACAAGAAGAGUUAAAUAUGGUGGAGAGUGAUGCUAAGGAAAUGAAAUUUGGUAGAGAUGUUGUAAAGAGUGGGAAGGAGAAGGGGAAAAAAGGGAAUUUCUGGGAAUCUGUAAUCAAAUUUCCGAGACAACAAGGGAAAGAAAAUACUAACAUGUGAAAAUUUGAUAAUGAUAUAUAAAUUAGUAUAUCCCAUUUUCAAUCAUUCAUUUCUACUUGAAGAAAAUCUCUGAAAGCCGCGGCCAAUUAAUGAGUUUGAGGUUGUUUUAUGUUACUAUAUACUUUGUGUAUUUCUUUCUGAGUUAAUAGUGUGACAAACAUAUAAAUAAUUUUGUU
Molecule: messenger RNA, 2258 nt
Organism: Salvia splendens (bonfire salvia)
Lineage: Eukaryota; Viridiplantae; Streptophyta; Magnoliopsida; Lamiales; Lamiaceae
Product: AAA-ATPase At3g50940
Exons: 2
Coding region: 430-2082 (550 amino acids)
Molecular function (GO): ATP binding; ATP hydrolysis activity
Source: RefSeq, a predicted model, not a curated record